AUGCUUCUUACAAAAUGUUUGCCAUUGAUAUGCCUAUCUCUGCUUACUCUGUGUACUGGGAGGCCAUUGUACCCACUCCCUGGUCAAGGAACGAAAAGCUUUAAGCUGCAGACUUCACGUCCUUAUAACAUCGCACACAGAGGUUCCAAUGGAGAGAUUCCAGAAGAAACUGCAGCUGCAUACUUGAGAGCAAUUGAAGAGGGUACAGACUUCAUAGAAACAGAUAUCUUAUCAUCCAAAGAUGGUGUGCUUAUAUGUUUCCAUGAUGUUAUCCUUGACCAAACAACCAAUGUUGCGAGCCUCAAAGAGUUUGCUGAUCGUAAAAGGACAUAUGAAGUCCAAGGAUUCAACAUCACUGGCUUUUAUACUUUUGAUUUUACUCUCAAAGAACUAAAGACACUACGGACAAAUCAGAGAUAUUCUUUUCGGGACCAGCAAUAUAAUGGAAAGUACCCUAUCAUUACAUUUGAAGAAUUCAUAGCUAUUGCUCGGGACGCUCCAAGAGUUGUCGGGAUAUACCCUGAGAUUAAAAAUCCAGUUUUAAUGAACCAACAUGUCAAAUGGCCUGGUGGUAAGAGAUUUGAGGAUAAAGUUGUGGAGACUCUUAAAAAGUAUGGUUACGGAGGUGCAUAUUUGUCCAAGAAGUGGUUGAGAAAACCAUUGUUUAUUCAGUCAUUUGCCCCAACUUCACUCGUGUACAUAUCAGACUUGAUAGACUCACCGAAGGUCCUACUAAUAGACGAUGUAACCAUGCCAACGCAAGAUACUAAUCAAACAUACGCAGAGAUCACAUCAGAUACCUAUUUCAGCUACAUCAAGCAGUACGUGGUGGGGAUCGGACCAUGGAAGGAUACAAUUGUUCCAGUAACGAGCAACUAUAUGCAAGCCCCCACAGAUUUGGUCAAAAGAGCUCAUGCGCAUAAUCUACAGGUGCAUCCGUACACGUACAGGAAUGAAAAUACGUACUUACACUUUAACUUCAGCCAAGACCCAUACAACGAAUAUGAGUACUGGAUCAAUGUGAUUGGAGUUGAUGGACUCUUUACCGAUUUCACGGGUAGUCUCCAUAACUAUCAAGAAUGGACAUCUCCAUUAACUGACACCUCCAAGUCUCCGCGACAUCUCUUGGGUCAAAUUGCUUCACUGGUCCUCCCUUAUUCAAAGGCUUGA
Messenger RNA from Arabis nemorensis, 1170 nucleotides. Lineage: Eukaryota; Viridiplantae; Streptophyta; Magnoliopsida; Brassicales; Brassicaceae. The record is from the annotation of a GenBank genome assembly.